Messenger RNA from Nicotiana tabacum (common tobacco), 1692 nucleotides. RefSeq names its product serine/threonine-protein phosphatase PP-X isozyme 2. The record is from RefSeq and is a predicted model, not a curated record. Gene Ontology annotation, molecular function: protein serine/threonine phosphatase activity. NCBI's taxonomy places the organism in Eukaryota, Viridiplantae, Streptophyta, Magnoliopsida, Solanales, Solanaceae.
UUAGGAGUUGGGACAUAAGUACUGUACUAAAAAAAAAGUAAAAAGUAGAGCAAGCUUUAAGCGGCAAGUCGGCACAGCGGGAAUCACGACGGCGCAGCAGGGGAGUGAACUUUGAAGAGAGCCAUUCUCUUCAGCUGCUAUUACCCUACCCUAUGCGCUUCAAUCGGAGAAGAUAUUAGUAGUAGAUUUUGGUUACAGAGCUCGCCGGUGACUUGAAGAAGUUUGACGAAGAUGUCAGACCUAGACAGGCAAAUAGAACAGCUCAAGAGAUGCGAACCGUUAAAGGAAUCGGAAGUGAAAGGUCUUUGUCUUAAAGCUAUGGAAAUCCUCGUUGAAGAAAGCAAUGUGCAGAGAGUGGACGCCCCUGUCACUAUAUGUGGUGAUAUCCAUGGGCAAUUUUACGACAUGAAAGAGCUAUUCAAAGUGGGAGGUGAUUGUCCAAAGACAAAUUACUUGUUUCUCGGAGAUUUUGUUGAUAGAGGAUUUUAUUCCGUUGAGACAUUUCUUCUUCUACUAGCUCUGAAGGUGAGAUAUCCAGAUCGAAUCACUCUUAUCAGAGGUAACCAUGAGAGCCGCCAGAUCACACAGGUGUAUGGAUUCUAUGAUGAGUGCCUGCGGAAGUAUGGUUCAGUAAAUGUUUGGAGAUAUUGCACGGAUAUCUUUGACUACUUAAGCUUGUCCGCUCUUAUUGAGAAUAAGAUAUUCUCUGUUCAUGGUGGUCUUUCUCCUACAAUAUCUACAUUAGACCAGAUUCGAACUAUUGAUCGAAAGCAAGAGGUUCCCCAUGAGGGUGCCAUGUGUGACCUACUAUGGUCAGAUCCAGAGGACAUUGUUGAUGGAUGGGGACUGAGUCCUCGUGGUGCAGGUUUCCUUUUUGGUGGCAGUGUUGUUACUUCAUUUAACCAUACAAAUAACAUAGAUUACAUAUGCCGUGCACAUCAGUUAGUAAUGGAAGGAUUUAAAUGGAUGUUCAAUAAUCAGAUAGUUACAGUCUGGUCUGCUCCGAACUACUGUUACAGAUGUGGGAAUGUUGCCGCAAUUCUUGAGCUAGAUGAGAAUCUUAAUAAGCAAUUCCGUGUGUUUGAAGCCGCUCCACAGGAAUCGAGAGGAGCACCUGCUAAAAGGCCUCCACCAGAUUACUUCCUGUAAAACCACAAAAGGAUCCAGUUUUUGCCAUCAAUAUACCCACACUGUUGACAAGAUGGUUGUAGAGCGCAUGCAGGAGAUGCUCUCAAAUGAUUCAUACUAGAUCACUUAACCACUUCAUACUAGAUCACUUACUGGUUAUCUGGUAGAAGGCUUCUUGGGUUCACAGAAAGAAUGGUACCAUUGUGUGGGUUUUCUUAUAUCUUACUGAGAUCCGAUUGCCAUAUUGGCCAUUUCGAAAUCCGAUAUUUUUUUCCUUGUAAUGAUGGUGUGUAAUAGAAUGGGACAUGAUGUGAAAAUUGCAUUUGGGCAGCUUCACUCUCCUGUAAAGGAGUUGUACGACUGAAAUCGAGGACCGCAUUUGAGCAUCUUGUUACAUAUGGACUUUGCCAAUCAGAAAAUGUUUUUUGGUUCUCAUGUUACAUUUAAUGCAAUUCAGGCUGUGUUAGCAAAACUUCAGGCUGUGUUAACAAAGCUUGUACACAUUUUGUAAGGUUGGAUUGUUCGAUUUGGUGCAAGAUAUGAGGUGCGGGAAAGUUUUGUUCA